Molecule: messenger RNA, 768 nt
Organism: Schizophyllum commune H4-8
Lineage: Eukaryota; Fungi; Basidiomycota; Agaricomycetes; Agaricales; Schizophyllaceae
Exons: 1
Coding region: 159-632 (157 amino acids)
Source: RefSeq, a predicted model, not a curated record
GAUCGACGAGGAAGUUGACGAGCAGCUCGACCUGGAGCCACUGCGCUCCCUUGUAGGUCGCGAGGUCCCACUAAGUCUGGCGCGCAACGCCCGGCUUAUAGAUCUUCACGGCGACCUGCUGGUCGAAGCCGCGCAGCUUCGCUUCGUGAACCUGCGCGAUGCUGGCGCAGAUGUUCAGCUCGGACUGGGUGCAUUGCGAUCCUCACCCCGGUAGCGUCCUUAGUUGCGCCCAUCCCUCGAAGCCGACACAGCUGCAGCUCGUAAUCCUCAACUUCGGCUUGCACAUUAGCAUCUCGAAGGAGAUGCGCCGGCAGUGGGUGUCCAUCUUCAAGGCCAUGCUCGUCGGCGACCACGCUGAGGUCGAGUCCGUCGUCAGGGACUUGGCAUGGACGACCUCUUCGCCUCCUUCGCGCUCAUGCGUUCCAUCCGGCUCAAGAGCGCGCGCACCGGGCUGCCCUUACUCUCGAAGGAGUCGACCAGCGACUACGAGUGCGGCGCGUAGACGAAGGCUGCGCUGCGGAACUUCCUCGUCGACACGGACCGCAUGCCCGAGGUACUCGCGUUCCUCCCGCACUCGGCGAUUUGGUGAACUCAGCCUUCCACGUUACAUGCAGUACUCAUCCAGUCUUUAAUCUAACCCGUCGAAGCCGAGCAGUUUGUGGCAUCGGUCGGAGGUGUGCGUAGAAGGUGUUUUGUACUACGUAUGCUCAUUUAAUAUGUCAACAGCCAGUGAGCUUGCUUCAUUGUUCUACGUAGGCAAGUGCGAUG